GCUGACGGUGUGCGCUACGCUCUAUUUCCGCCACUAUUUGAAAGCUGAUUAUUGUCGUACGGCCAGCAUUAAUGUCACACGUAUUUCAGUUGUAGCACUUAAAUCCGUGAUUUUCCACGUGUAAAGUUAUAUACUCUGUAUACCACUGGUAUCCUGUAGCUGAUGGACUUCCAAGGUACGGAGCCAAUGACUUUGGGGUCUCCUACCUCCCCCAAGCCUGGAGCACAGUUCUUACCGGGGUUUCUGAUGGGUGACAUCCCGGCACCCGUCACCCCUCAGCCACGAUCCUUCGGUGGGAGUGCAGCUGGGCUGGAAAUGAGAACGACUGGCUUGGCAGGUGGUUCACCCCCGCAGCCCGUGGUCCCCACGCACAAAGAUAAGAGUGGGGCCCCCCCGGCGAGGAGCAUAUACGAUGACCUCACCAGCCCGGGCAUAGGCGCGUCUCCUCUCAGCGCACGCAAGCAGCCUUUCACCGCUAUGCAGUCUCCUCUGACCGGCUUGGUAGCCGCCACUCCAGCCACACUGUCUAACGUGUUCAGUCCCGCCAGCGCGGGGGUUCAGAGGGCCUCGGUCCUGUCCCCGGCCCAGGUCGACCCUUUCUACACCCAGGGGGAGACCCUGUCCUCGGACGAUCGCCUGGACGACACCUGGAUCACCGUUUUCGGGUUCCCCCCGGCAUCAGCCUCUUAUAUCCUCCUGCAGUUCGCCCAGUAUGGAAACAUCCUGAAACAUGUGAUGUCAAACUCUGGAAACUGGAUGCACCUUCACUACCAGUCUAAGCUGCAGGCCCGAAAAGCCCUCAGCAAAGAUGGAAAAGUGUUUGGAGAGGCGAUCAUGAUCGGGGUUAAGCCUUGUAUAGACAAGACUGUGAUGGAGGGUUCAGACAGGGGCAGCUCCUCCUCGGGUUCGGUGUUCACGUCCCCUCUGAAGGGCGGGAACACGCCCAGCCAGCCCGUCUCCACCCCCCGCUCCGCCAUGAGGCCCCUUAGCGCCGCCUACAAGGCCUCCAGCAGCGACUACCAGGUGGUUUCUGACAGACAGACCCCAAGAAAAGACGACAGUUUCGUUUCUAAAGCAAUGGAGUACAUGUUUGGCUGGUGAAUCGCUGCCUGUGCAGAUCAUGAAAACCUUAAAUAUUUAAUGAGCAAAAGUAAUGCUGUCAGGCUUGUCAUUUCAACGCUGCCGGGACACAGCUGCUGUUCCUUAAGACUUCUAGAUACAGAUGGGAAUAUCGCACUUUAUCUUAUGGUUGGUGCAGGCUAUGGGCUGCAGGACAUGAAUAAGUGAUCCAUUGUAUAUGUUGUCUAUGAUUUGAAGGCUAAGCGGAAACUUAGCAUGCAAACAGAAACAAAGUCCUGCAAACUGAAGAGUGCCAUGUGGUCUGUGAAGCAUAAGGAUUACCAAAGCCAAGUGAAACCAUGAACCGGUGCAGAUGGCUACUCAGGUUUGAAAUUGUGGCCAGAAUUGGAAGAAUGCAAGUGAUAUCAGGACUAGGUUGUUAAUUUGUCAUUAUGGCAUAAAGCAAAAUAAUUACAUUUUUAAAAAUGAUUUGCUUAAAUUGGAAUGGUUUUCUGAAUUACACUUUUAAAAAUUGCCAAUUAUUCAAACUCCUUCAAUGUUGGCAUGCAACUCUUGUACUUUUCUUUUUUUUCUUUUCUUUGUAUUUUUGUAUUUUUAUAAUGGCCCAAACCUACAGACAUCAGGAGAUUCCACUAGUACUUUUUCCUGUCUCUUAUCUUUUUAAAGCUGUUUGUAUAUAAAAUUUGUGUUUCAAAAUAAAUCUGUAAUAAAUGGUGCAUAUAAUUAUCA
Anguilla rostrata (American eel) is the source of this 1809-nucleotide messenger RNA. Its product is annotated as nucleoporin NUP35-like. Gene Ontology annotation, molecular function: nucleic acid binding; structural constituent of nuclear pore; phospholipid binding. The record is from RefSeq and is a predicted model, not a curated record. Lineage: Eukaryota; Metazoa; Chordata; Actinopteri; Anguilliformes; Anguillidae. Gene Ontology annotation, cellular component: nuclear pore nuclear basket; nuclear membrane; nuclear pore central transport channel. Gene Ontology annotation, biological process: nuclear pore organization; NLS-bearing protein import into nucleus. The coding region runs from base 163 to 1101 and encodes 312 amino acids. The transcript is spliced from 9 exons.